Molecule: messenger RNA, 296 nt
Organism: Engraulis encrasicolus (European anchovy)
Lineage: Eukaryota; Metazoa; Chordata; Actinopteri; Clupeiformes; Engraulidae
Product: brain-specific angiogenesis inhibitor 1-associated protein 2-like protein 2
Exons: 3
Coding region: 2-274 (90 amino acids)
Source: RefSeq, a predicted model, not a curated record
CAUGAGGACCAGCCACAGCAUGAGCAACCUGUUGGACCAAUCAGGAGGUGGAAAUCAAGCGGCACCCCCGCCCCCUGCCCCGCCUCCUCCCUCAGCAGCCAAUCAGUUUCGUCCGAUCUCUUCCUCUGCGGACAAGAGCUCAGAGAGACAACGGAAGCCGAAGUCUGAGAACCAUGGGCCAAGGCAUGAACUCUUCCCCAAGGGCACCAAUCCAUUUGCUACGGUGAAGCUGAAACCUACGGUGACCAAUGAUAGAUCUGCUCCCAAGUUCUGAGUCUCAUCACAAGGCGUCUGUG